AUGGAUCGUAUUGAAGCGCUUCUCGGUGACGUGAAGAAAGAGCUGACGACGUAUAGGAGUGCUAUUACUACUGGCCUAGUUAGCGGAUUAAAAAACCACCUGACGUCAUUGGUCGAUUUGGCUAUGCAGACAUCGAAUAAAAAUGUAGUAUCUUCGAUGCAAUCGAUGUCGUCAGGGAUGUCGGAACUCAAUGACGAAAUUAAAAGACUUUCUACUGUGACGAUUGAUAUGGCGGCUGAAUCAACCAUGCAGCACUACCCAACAAUAGGGCUGGAAAUUCUCGAUGAGAAUCACGCUUUUAACCAUAACAACAAUAACAGCAACAAUAACAACUACAACAACAGAAGCAACAAUAACUACAGAUACAAUAACAACAGGAGUAAUAGAAACAACUACAAUCGGAAUAGCAGGAACAGUAACAACCGGAAUAAUAGAAUCAUCGGUAAUAACAACAGCAACAACAACGACAAGAACAACAACGGCAUCGAGGAAGAACGGCAGCAGCAGACGUUCCCCGGUAUAUUGCCAGACCGUACGCUGAACUUGAAAAUAGACUCGCUGUGGCUUCCCGAUGGCCGUCAGCGGUUCUCGUAA
Sabethes cyaneus is the source of this 594-nucleotide messenger RNA. RefSeq lists its product as uncharacterized. The transcript has 3 exons. Bases 1 to 594 code for a protein of 197 amino acids. The record is from RefSeq and is a predicted model, not a curated record. Lineage: Eukaryota; Metazoa; Arthropoda; Insecta; Diptera; Culicidae.